This is a messenger RNA of Amblyraja radiata (thorny skate), 2212 nucleotides long. RefSeq names its product cytosolic non-specific dipeptidase-like. Gene Ontology annotation, cellular component: cytosol. Gene Ontology annotation, biological process: proteolysis. Bases 297 to 1784 code for a protein of 495 amino acids. Gene Ontology annotation, molecular function: dipeptidase activity. The record is from RefSeq and is a predicted model, not a curated record. Lineage: Eukaryota; Metazoa; Chordata; Chondrichthyes; Rajiformes; Rajidae. The transcript has 13 exons.
GGCUGGAUUACUGGAACUCUUCUAAAGUAGGUUGUCAUUUUAAGUCCUAUUACCUCAUCUAGAUGGCAUUCUCGUGCAGUACUGAAGAGCGGCUACAAUGUUGAUUAAACCACAGCCCUGAUGUUUGAAACUAAUUGGCAGCAACGUUAGAACAUUUAUACACACGCCCGCAAUGAGUCAUUUUGUCUUCAAGAAUCAGCGGCUAGAGAUUAGGACGUUGCGGAGAGAACCAGCUCGUUGAAGAGUGCGAGAAUACUUAAACUUGAAAUAAUCUGUUGAAAAAAUACUUUGUGAACAUGCUGCUGCUUGCUGUUUCCUUUUUGUCUUUCCUCUUGGCGAUACAAGCAUCUCCUCUGGAUCAGGUGCUGACAUACAUUGAUGAUCAUCAAGAUGACUAUGUGCAGCAUCUGAAGGAGUGGGUUGCGAUCCAGAGUGAGUCAGGUGACCCGCUGAAGAGAGACAGCGCGAUCGAGAUGGUCCAUGUUGUUGGGGAGGCGAUCAAACGUCUGGGAGGAUCUGUCGAAUUAGCGGAUGUGGGCAGUGAAGAGCUUACCAACGGAAGAACCAUUCCCUUGCCACCAGUGAUUUUGGCUGAAUUGGGAAUGGAUCCAAAUAAAGCGACCAUCUGUAUAUAUGGACAUCUUGAUGUUCAAGCUGCAAGACUUGAGGAUGGGUGGACAACUGACCCAUAUGUGUUGACUGAACGAGAUGGUAAACUUUACGGCCGUGGUGCCUCGGAUGACAAGGGGCCAGUUCUGGCUUGGCUUCAUGCAAUUGAAGCAUUUCAGAAACUGAAACAAGAACUGCCAGUGAAUUUGAAGUUUAUUUUUGAAGCUAUGGAGGAAUCUGGAUCAAAGGGGCUCGAGAAACUCUUGAUUGAGAGAAAUGCAACCUUUUUUUCCAAUGUGGACUACAUCGUAAUAUCGGAUAGUGGGUGGCUCAGCUCAAAACCAGUCCUGACUUACGGUACUCGAGGACUCUGCUAUUUCUUUGUAGAGGUACAAUGCGCAAAACAAGAUUUGCACUCUGGACUCUACGGGGGGAUGAUACAUGAGGCAAUGAAUGACCUUAUUGCUCUCUUCGGCAGCCUUGUGAAUUCAACCGGUCACAUCCUGAUUCCUGACAUCGAUGCGGAUGUUGUGCCCCUUACCAGCGAGGAGCUUCUCUUGUACGAAGCAAUCGAAUUUAAUCCUGAUCACUUCAAGGAUAGUAUUGGUGCCUCAAGACUCCGCCAUGAAGCUAAGGAGGACAUACUUCUUCACCGGUGGAGAUAUCCGGCAUUGUCGAUUCACGGAAUUGAAGGAGCUUUCUCGGGCCCUGGUGCCAAAACUGUUAUCCCUGCAAAAGUGACGGGAAAGUUCUCGAUUCGUUUAGUCCCCAACAUGGAUCCCAACGUGGUAAACCGUCAGGUUACUGCAUAUCUCAACCAAGUAUUUGCUGAACGCAGAAGUCCCAACAAGCUUCAAGUUUUCUCAAAUGGUGGAUCGAAAGCCUGGGUAGCUGAAGUCACUGACAAGCAGUACGCUGCUGGGCAAAGGGCCAUCCGCAGAGUAUUUGGAGUGGAAGCAGAGCUGAUCCGAGAAGGAGGAACAAUUCCCAUUGCCAGGAGCCUGCAACAAUCAACGCAGAAAAGUGUGCUGAUGCUACCGAUUGGUGGUGCUGGUGACGCCAUACAUUCUCAGGAUGAAAGUAUCAGCAGAGACAACUACAUUAAUGGAACAAAGUUAUUUGUGGCAUAUCUGGAUGAGAUUUCACAGCUUAAAGAACCACGGCCUACUUUGUAAUCUAUUGAUCAAGUAGCCAAACUCAUUAUAUAGCAUAUAUUCACACAAGAUUACCACUCCAGAACAAAAAUAGAACUUCCCUGGGAUAACAUUUUAAAUAGAAUGGUAGUCAGAAACCAAUGUUAUCUGUUAUCAAAAUGAAUCCUGCCGUAUGAAUUUAGAAUUAAAAAAAAUAUUUUAACCAUAUAACCAUAUAACAAUUAUAUUUGGAAAAUACAUACAUUAUCCUAUGCAUUUAUAUAUCAAUACCGUAAUGUUUAGGAGGUUGCUGGUUCAUAAAUCCUGAAAGCGUGAAGAAGGAAUCUGUCUUGGAAACAUUAAACCCAAUACCUGAAUGGAGAAAGCAUCUACUUUCACGAUGGAAGUAAAGCAACAUUAUUUUUAUUGUACGUAGUUUCUAACAAAAAAUAAAUCAGUUGCUUUUUGAA